Staurois parvus is the source of this 1017-nucleotide messenger RNA. The record is from the annotation of a GenBank genome assembly. NCBI's taxonomy places the organism in Eukaryota, Metazoa, Chordata, Amphibia, Anura, Ranidae.
AUGUUGGUGUACAGUCUUCUAGUCCUCUCCUUGGCACUUCGUGGAGCUUUUGCUAACAAAUGUGAAUAUGCUUCCCUUUCUGAGACAAAGCAGGCUAUCCUUAACCUGUUGUCAUGCUGGGAUGAUGACACUGCAAAUGGCAUUAUACCAGAUUCUAGAUACCCCACUGGAGAUGUUGAAUAUCGAUACAGGAGCUGUAAGGCAAUCAAGAAUUCAGACCGAUAUGCUAAAGAUGGAAUUUACACACUGACCACUGAAGAUGGAGUGGUCUACCAGAGCUUCUGUGAUAUGACAACCAAUGGUGGAGGUUGGACACUGGUGGCCAGUGUACACGAGAACAACAUGAAUGGGAAAUGCACUACAGGCGAUCGCUGGUCCAGCCAGCAGGGAAACAACCCCAAUAAUCCAGCAGGAGAAGGAAACUGGGCAAAUUAUGCCACAUUUGGGCUAUCAGAUGGUGCAACCAGUGAUGAUUAUAAGAAUCCAGGAUAUUAUGAUAUUACUGCCAAAGAUCUGGGUCUAUGGCAUGUUCCCAAUAACACACCCUUGUCUCUGUGGAGGAAUUCAUCCCUUUUGAGAUAUCGGACAGAAAACAGUUUCUUUACUCAAGAGGGCGGUAACCUCUUCCGGCUUUACAAGAAAUACCCUUUGGUGUACAAUAUUGGAGCCUGUUUGACACACAAUGGACCUGCUGUUCCUAUUGUUUAUGACUUUGGAAGUGCUGACAAGACAGCAGCUUACUACUCACCACUUGGAGGAAAAGAGUUCACUGCUGGCUAUGUCCAGUUCCGAGCUAUUAACUUUGAAAGAGCUCCCCUGGCUCUGUGCCCUGGUGUAAAAGUGACAGGCUGCAAUGUAGAGCAUCACUGCAUUGGAGGAGGGGGAUAUCUCCCAGAGGGAUCACCUCGUCAGUGUGGAGACUUUGCAUCCUUUGACUGGGACGGCUAUGGAACACGUAGUGGAUGGAGUUCCAGCAAGGAAAUUACUGAGGCAGCUGUCCUACUGUUCUAUCGUUAA